This is a messenger RNA of Dromiciops gliroides (monito del monte), 4634 nucleotides long. RefSeq names its product FCH and double SH3 domains 2 (gene FCHSD2). The coding region runs from base 322 to 2616 and encodes 764 amino acids. Gene Ontology annotation, molecular function: protein binding. Lineage: Eukaryota; Metazoa; Chordata; Mammalia; Microbiotheria; Microbiotheriidae. Gene Ontology annotation, biological process: neuromuscular synaptic transmission; regulation of actin filament polymerization. Gene Ontology annotation, cellular component: neuromuscular junction; recycling endosome. The record is from RefSeq and is a predicted model, not a curated record. The transcript is spliced from 21 exons.
UCCAGCCCAGCCCUCCCCCAGGUCUCCUCCUCCUGCGGCCGCCAGGGAAACCUUGCACACAGAGACAGACACACAGGGAGACUCACACACGCACCGGGCCCAGCCUGCCCUCCCCAGGGUCUCCUCCUCCUGGGGCUGCCCGGGAAAGCUUGCAUACCCGCACAUCCCGGGGCAGGGUCCGGCCCGACCCCCUCCCCUUCUCUUCAUCCUCUCCCCCUCCCCUCCCCGGGUCUCUUCCUUCUGCUGCCGCCGCCGCCGCUGCUACUGCCGCUGCCGCCGCCGCCGCCGCCGCCGGGGGAGGAUUCAUGUCCCUCCAGCAUCAUGCAGCCGCCGCCGAGGAAGGUGAAAGUUACACAGGAACUGAAAAAUAUUCAGGUUGAACAGAUGACAAAACUUCAGGCCAAACAUCAGGCAGAAUGUGAUUUACUUGAAGAUAUGAGGACAUUCAGUCAGAAGAAGGCUGCAAUUGAGAGAGAAUAUGCACAGGGCAUCCAGAAAUUGGCUAGUCAGUACCUGAAGAAAGAUUGGCCUGGAAUAAAAGCUGAUGAGCGGAAUGAUUACAGGAGCAUGUAUCCUGUUUGGAAAUCAUUUUUAGAGGGAACUAUGCAGGUGGCCCAAUCCCGAAUCAAUAUCUGUGAAAACUAUAAAAACCUUAUUUCGGAACCUGCCAGGACAGUGAGAAACUUAAAGGAACAACAGCUAAAAAGGUGUGUGGACCAGUUGACAAAGAUCCAAACCGAGUUACAAGAGACAGUGAAAGAUUUAGCUAAAGGCAAAAAGAAGUACUUUGAGACAGAACAGAUGGCUCACGCGGUCCGAGAAAAAGCUGACAUUGAGGCCAAGUCCAAACUUAGUCUUUUCCAGUCAAGAAUCAGUUUACAAAAGGCAAGUGUAAAGUUAAAAGCUCGGCGGUCAGAGUAUAAUUCCAAAGCUACCCACGCCAGGAAUGACUAUCUUCUCACAUUAGCUGCCGCUAAUGCACACCAGGACCGUUACUAUCAAACCGAUUUAGUGAACAUUAUGAAGGCCCUUGACGGGAAUGUAUAUGAUCAUCUGAAGGAUUAUUUAAUAGCAUUCAGCAGGACUGAGCUAGAGACAUGCCAAGCUAUACAGAAUACAUUCCAGUUUUUAUUGGAAACCUCAAGCAGGGUGGUGCGGGAUUACAAUCUUCAGCUGUUUUUACAAGAGAAUUCUGUGUUUCAUAAACCACCACCUUUCCAGUUCCAUCCCAGUGACAGUGAUACCAGUUUAAAUGCAGUGCAGCUGGUGGACAUUGAGCCCUCACCCGUCAGUGCUAUGAGAAUGACCAUAGCAGAGAGCCGACAGUUGGAAUCUGAAACAGGCACCACAGAAGAACACAGCUUAAACAAGGAGGCCCGGAAGUGGGCUACGAGAGUGGCUCGAGAACACAAAAACAUCGUCCACAACCAGCGGGCCCUGGAAGAGUUAGAAUGUCAUGGUGUUGCUGUAUCAGAACAAAACCGAGUAGAACUGGAACAGAAGAUAGAUGAAGCCAGAGAAAGUAUUCGUAAGGCCGAGAUAAUUAAGCUGAAAGCUGAAGCACGUCUAGACCUCCUGAAGCAGAUUGGGGUUUCUGUAGACACAUGGCUGAAGAGUGCAAUGAACCAAGUGAUGGAGGAGUUGGAGAAUGAACGUUGGGCCAGCCUUCCUGCGGUGGCCAAUAAUGGCUCCCUGCACUUGCUUAAUGUGGAUGCUGAAAGAGAAGAAGGGGAAGAAUUUGAGGACAACAUGGAUGUGUUUGAUGAUAGCAGUUCCAGUCCAUCGGGCACCCUACGAAAUUAUCCACUGACCUGCAAAGUUGUCUAUUCGUACAAGGCAUCUCAGCCAGACGAGCUGACGAUUGAGGAGCAUGAGGUGUUAGAAGUGAUUGAAGAUGGAGAUAUGGAAGACUGGGUAAAGGCCCGAAACAAAGUUGGGCAGGUGGGUUACGUGCCCGAGAAGUACCUGCAGUUCCCUACAUCUAACAGCCUCCUGAGCAUGCUGCAGUCCCUCGCCGCACUGGAUAGCCGCUCUCACACGUCGAGCAAUUCAACUGAGGCGGAACUUGUUUCUGGGAGCCUCAAUGGAGAUUCCAGUGUCUGUUUUGUGAAAGCACUUUAUGACUAUGAAGGCCAGACAGAUGAUGAACUAUCCUUUCCGGAGGGAGCGAUCAUCCGCAUCUUGAACAAGGAGAACCAAGAUGAUGAUGGCUUCUGGGAAGGGGAAUUCAAUGGACGUGUUGGCGUUUUCCCUUCGGUGCUAGUGGAAGAACUUUCAGCCUCAGAAAAUGGUGAUAGUCAGUGGGUGAGAGAGAUUCAGAUCUCUCCCUCCCCCAAGCCACACAAUUCUCUGCCUCCACUGCCGCUCUAUGACCAGCCGCCCAGCAGCCCUUCGCCCAGCCCUGACAAGAGGAACUCACGGUACUUCCCCAGGUCUCCUUCCAUGAAUGAAAACAGCUUCAGCUCUGAUUCUCCGGGGUUCUCUCAGCCCCCAAGACACACACCGGAGGCCUCCUACGGCAAGCUUCGACCUGUACGGGCUGCGCCCCCUCCUCCCACGCAGAGCCACCGCCGGCCCACAGAGAAGAUGGAGGAUGUUGAGAUCACGCUAGUGUGAUGGCCGGCCUCACUGCGUACAUCUGCCCCAUGAUCUCGGCCCACCCACUCCAGUUCGGCCAGACUCAUUUUUCAAGGCACCUUUGCAUGAAGAUGACUCUUUUAAGGAGCAGGAAGAAGGGAGGGAGUUCCGGGCAGCAAUGACCUGCUCUCCUUCUUCCCUCAGUCAUGAAGAUUCCGUGCCUUUGCUUGUUUUCUCUGAGUCAUCUCUCCUUCCAGAGCACAAGCCCACAGUGGCAAAGGGCCCUGGUCAGGCAGGCACACCUGCAACUUGGGGCAAGCUCUUGGCCACUUGUGUGGCCCGAUCCCAGCCCCUUCCUGUCACAUGUGUUAGUACAGUAUAUUACUGUGGCCAUAGGAAUGUGUUACAAACUUGCCCAACCCCCUGAGCACCAUCACCCAUGUGAUGAGUGGUGAAGAUGAAUCAGGUUCUCCAGCCUCAGAAGAGGGGCAGAAGCACAGGGCUCGGGGCAGGAGGGCCGGCUCUGCAUCACAGUCCCUGCCACCCUCACCGGACGGGCCAUGCUGCCGGCCCAGAAGGCCUUGGUGCCCUUGGUGUUCCUCCUCCUGCUACUUGUCUAGUAGUCACAGCCUGCCCUCCCGCCCUACCCCACCCCACCCCAGCUCGAGCUGGGGAAAGGGGCAGGACAUUCCUAAGCGCUCCUCACAUCGAGAAGAGAGGCCUCAUCUCCAUCAGAAAGCCCCAACUGGCUGACUUCCCCACUGCUGAGUAUUUUGCCUCGUGUGUAUCCGAGCACCUGCCCUGACCCAGUCAUCACUGUGGAUCUCCCAGAAGCUGCAUCCUGGCCACAACUCAGCCUUGUCAUUGGGUAACCUGGGAGAGGUCAAAGUUCAGGGAACUAAGUGUUAUUUUCUAGUUGGCUUAUCAGCCCAGCUGAUGGAAGCCCAGCUACUGGUCCACAGCAGUGAGUCCAGGGAAAUUGGCCCCACCAUGGCCUUGAGGCCAUCUGCCUCCUCAGGUCUCAUCAGUGUCCAGAAGAGUUUUACUAGGGCCUUGAAGUCCAAGUUGAGAAAGACAUUGCCAUUUGGCCUCACUUCAGGGCUUGGCACAAAUCCAAACUGAGGAUGCAGUGAAGAAUCCCACCCCAACUCCCCAUUAUAGGGAGAACCUGUGGUUUUACUGGCAAUAUUGAUGAGAUCCCAAGUUUCUGGGGAGAAGUAGCUCCCAGGUAUUUAAGGAAAACCCUUUUUGUCUGCACGAUUGGGUAGGAAGUUUUUCCACCUAAACCAGAAGAUAAGAGAACUGACGACUUAGUUUAAAAGGGCUGUUUUGGGAGGUUGCUUUGCUUUUACUGUUUUAUUUUUAAAGAAAUCAAUAUUACAUUUAGGUGACAUUAUCUGAACUUUGCACACAUUGCUUCAAAGAAUCUGACCUCAGAAAAUGAUCUCUGAAGCAAAGAGUGCUUCCCAAGCCCCUUGACCAAAAGUCACAUCUCAUCCAAGGAAACGUUUCCCGGAUGGCUUCAUUUCAUCAGUAACAAGGACUGUGGGCGAAUGAAUCUCUUCUGUAUUUUUUGUUCUUUCGCACCUCUUAACCUGUUGAUCUGUUUGAGGUCUUUUUAUGUGUUUAUCAAACUUAUUCUUAAGUUUAAAAAAAAGUGUUUUUUAAGAUUUAAAAGUCUGCAGAAAUGUUAAAAGCAUCACAAUGCCGAAGUCAAGUAAGUAUCACUCUGCUGUUUUCUUCCUCUAUCCUUCCAGCCAGUCUGUCUGUCUGUCUGUGCCCGCAAAUCAAGGUUCUCCAAAUUAAGAGUAUUAUUGGAAAUCUCUUUAGUUCUAUUUUAAAUAUUUUCUGUAAGAGCUGCUAAUUUUAUUUAAAAGAAAAAGAUGUAAAAAUGCCUCCUUUUUAACUAUGACUGGUUCAUACAGGGCACGUAAUCCAUGUAUCCCAGUGUACAGUGUCAGUACACUGAGAACACCUCUGCAACGGCUUCCUCUGUACUGGCUGUAAAAAGUUUGUAUUUAUUAUGUAUAAAAUGUUGAAUAAUAAAAAAAAGUGGA